Molecule: messenger RNA, 4524 nt
Organism: Nezara viridula (southern green stink bug)
Lineage: Eukaryota; Metazoa; Arthropoda; Insecta; Hemiptera; Pentatomidae
Source: the annotation of a GenBank genome assembly
AUGUUCAUGGUUGAUAACCUCUUAGCUCCAAACCCGACGUUUCCGGACCGGAGAGAGCAGGAAGCAGCACAGAAGGAGAAGGAAAAGCAGGACAGGGAACGUAUCGAACGAGAAAGGCAGGAGAAGCAGCGUGCGGCCGAACAAGCCGUCCAUAAGCACUUCGAGGAGUCCUUGAGGCUAGCUCAGCAAAAGAACCGAAGUAGUAUGUGCUGGAUCAACAAUUUACCAGGUCCACGUACAGAUGACAAACCUCAACACCAACAAACCCAGCAGCAGCAGCAACAGCAAGCCCAGGCUCAAGCUCAGGCCCAAGCCCAAGCACAAGCUCAAGCUCAAGCGCAGGCACAGGCCCAAGCCCAGGCUCAAGCUCAGGCUCAAGCCCAGGCUCAGCAGCAACAGCAGCAGGACCAGGCUAGGAUGCUGGAGCGCAUGCGGGAGAGGGAGAGGAGUUAUCACCCGCAGAGAUAUUUCAAGGUGGAUUAUCCUCCACCCCCUGCGCAUAGCAAAGUGAAACAACAGCCAGAAAAGCCGCAGGCAUUGCCCAAGGCUGAACCUAACUUCAGCAUAUUUGGUGGUUGUUAUCCUGCCUACCAACAGUCAUUGACUUUUCUUCACCAUGAAAAGAAGCCUGAAAACAAGCCAUCAUUAGUAGUAACCAAAGCAGUAGAAGAUUCUGUCAAGAAUACUGUGAUCGUUAAAAAUGAUAAGUCACCUGGGCUUCAGCCACCAAGUCCCAAAUUGAGGGAGUACUUACCAUCUAAGUCUCCAUACGAGUACAGGUCACCAUCACAGUCCCCUCAUACUGGCCCUUAUGAAGUUCAAAACCUAGCCAGUAUAUCGAAAGUUCAUGUACAUCGACCUCAACAUUUGUCUCCACAUCAGAGGCAAUCUCCUCAUAGUCACCAUAGGCAGUCUCCACACCAUAGGCAGUCUCCUCACCACCCACCUUCACCUCAUUUGCAUCCUUCUCCUCCCGGCAUGAGCUAUACAAAGUCUGCUACUGUCGGAUCUUACCCUUAUCCUGCCCCAGUUAUGUACGCUGCACCACCAACUACCCCUCCUAAACCUAAAGUUAGCAGUCCAUCUCCACAGAUAUAUGGUAAGAGUAGACCAUUGAGCAGGAGUGCUGAGGUUCCUAAACCCCUGACACCAUCUCCUUAUCAGCAGGUCUCCCAGCAUAACCUGCCACCUCCAGCUCAGAUGGCUAGUACUGGUGGUCUUCCACCUCCGCCAGCAGCACAUGGAGUCACCAAGGGUUAUGGCUUAGCUGUUAAGCAGCAGCCUCCAGCUUCUCCACCAGGCCCAGGUCUGGCAAUUACGCCAGCCUUUCAAACACAGCCUCUUGAUUUAGGUGUUGCCAGGGAAUCAAGUAGUCCUAAACGUAAGUCUGAAAGCCCUCAGCCAGAAGCAAAGAAAAUCAAGACUGAAGAAGAACCUGUAAUUAAUAGGACUAGUGAAUCCAGCCCACUUCCUACAAUAACUACCAUAACUCCCUCACCACAGGGUAGAGAAUCUCCAAGACCUGUUCAUAAAUUAAAGAAAGCUUGGUUGCAGAGACAUUCUGGUGAAGAUACUAACACUACUGAAGAUGUCAAAGGUGGAGGAGUGUGUGUAACACUGCCAAUGCCUGUCACAUCGACUGCUGUUGUUCAACCAUCAGUAUCACUCCAUAGUAUAGGAAGUAUGGCAGUCAAUUCGAUAAAAAAACCUAAACAGAGUAGGAAACCAAAGGAACUCAAUGGACAUGUUCCUAGCAAAAGUCCUGAGGCAGAUGAUUCAUCGUCUUCUGAUCCAGAAAGAAAAGCAACUCCUCAAAAACGUGUUCCUCCAAAAGUGAAAAGGAAGAAGGGGGGUAGAAAAAGUGUGCCUGAAGAGACUAAACGGAAAAAAACUAGUGUAUCAAGUACUGAUAGUGAAAAAGAAAGCGGUAGUGAUAAAGAAUCUGAUACAAAUAGUACUGUGGGAAGUAAGAAGAAAGAAGAAAAGAAGUUAGAAUCAACCGUCAUCGGUAAGAAAAGGGGGAGGCGACCUAAAUCUACGCCGUCAAAAAACGGAAAUGAGGAUGAGUCGCGGAAGUCUAAAGGUUCUUCUGAAGUUGAAUCUUUAGUAGCUCCACAACGCGACUACAUCCAGAAACCUAGCGUGGGGCAAUUAAAGAAAACAGGAGAGAGUUUUUUGCAAGAUGGACCAUGUUUUGAAGUUGCACCUAAGUUAGCCAAGUGCCGUGAAUGUAGGUGGACGCCUAAUCAGAGGAAUAGGAAUAUGCCUAACAUUUUCUGCCGGUUUUAUGCAUUUAGAAGAUUAAGGUAUACGAAAAAUGGACAACUUGCGAUUGCCGGUUUCUCAGAUCCUCACAGGGAUGCUUUGCCAGAAGACUUAAAACUUUGGCUGCCUGGCUCAGCACCUGCAGGUCUUGACAUAGAUAUGUCGCGGUUUCUAUUAGCUCAAUUGGGAGACCAGUUCUGUGACCUUCUUCAACAAGAAAAAGAAGCAAUAUCAAUUCACAUGGCUGAAGAUAAGACAAUAGCUUGGAAACGAGUAGUCCAAGGAGUUCGAGAAAUGUGUGAUGUUUGUGAAACAACCCUAUUUAACUUCCAUUGGGCCUGUGGGAAGUGUGGUUUUGUCGUCUGCAUUGACUGUUACAAGGGCAGGAAAACUGGUGCGUUAAAGACAUGGGGAGAACCAGGACGUGACCGUGACGACGUUUCAUGGCUGCUGUGUACAAACAGGCAAGCCCAUGAACAGGAGAAACUGAUGCUCACUCAAAUCAUUGCGGGAGAUUCCUUAGCACAAAUCGGAAGGAGAAUACAUGAUGCCAGGCAUUCAUGGGGGAUUCCGCAACGCUGUGCAUGCUCCGAAUCGUCACUCAAUGGCCUGGUUAAGAAAUGUAAAGAACUAAAUGGUACCAGUGAUAAGAAAAAUGAUGAAAGUAAUUCUCCUCUUUCAUGGUUAGCAGAUGUAGCGCUAUCAGAGGACAAAAAAUCAGGUUCAUGUGAGGAUGUCAGUUCUCUGAAAGAUGAUGAAGAUAAGGAGGCAUAUUCCACUCUGCGUGAACUCCUUAUUAGGCCGAGUAGUAAAAGCAAUGGUUCUAGGUCUAAUUCUCCCGUUACAAGGCUUCCUGGAAAAAGGCCACCACAUCUUGAAACAUUAGAUCAGGUCAUCAGUACUGUGAUUGAGGCGUCCGUCCCUACAGCGAAAGAUGAAUUGCAAGGAGGGGAAUUGAAACAUUUCAUUCGGCGUUUCAAGAAUAUAGCUGCAAAGGAAACAUUACCAGCAAGGGUCAUGACACUGACUGAAAGUAAACUUCUGUAUCCUGGAGUACCUCAUUCUUGGUUGUGCGAUGGCAGAUUGUUGAGGUUACACGAUUCAAAAUCGUCUGACAACUUCGUCGCUUUCCAGGACCAGUGGAAAAGAGGACAACCAGUAUUAAUAUCAGACAUGAGUAAAGAACUUGAUGAAGAAUUGUGGACACCAGAAUCAUUUUUAAGGGAUUUCGGUGACACUAAAAAUGACCUCAUUGACUGUAGUUCAGGUAACACUGUUUCCUCUCAGCCAAUGAGGAAGUUCUGGGAAGGUUUCGGUUCCAUCUCUAAAAGAUUAAAGGAUGACAAGGGACAACCUAUGAUACUCAAACUCAAAGACUGGCCACCUGGAGAGGAUUUCGCUGAAAUGCUUCCAUCUAGGUUUAGUGAUUUAAUGAAAGUUUUGCCAAUGGGAGAUUACACCCAGCGAGGAGGCAGGUUGAAUCUUGCAUCUCGCCUUCCGGAGUGUUUUGUUAGACCGGACCUUGGCCCAAAGAUGUAUACAGCAUAUGGUUCACCGACUGCUGGCACUACCAACCUCCAUCUUGACAUAUCUGAUGCGGUUAAUGUCAUGGUGUACGUUGGGAUCCCAUCAGAUGUUGACACAGAUGCUUAUUCCAAAGAUGCAUUAAAAGCAAUCGACGAGGCAGGCUGUGAUGUGAUAACGAAGCGACGCGUGAGGGAGAAGGGCCAACUGCCUGGUGCCCUCUGGCAUAUCUACAUGGCGAGGGAUGCUGAUAAGAUCAGGGACCUUCUUAAUAAGGUUGCUUUAGAAAAAGGUGCACGUCUCGAACCUCACCAUGACCCCAUCCAUGAUCAGUCCUGGUACCUGGAUGGUGAGCUGAGGGACAGGUUGUAUAGGGAAUAUGGUGUCGAGGGUUAUACCAUAGUCCAGUGUCUUGGCGAUGCUGUGUUUAUUCCUGCUGGUGCGCCUCAUCAGGUUAGGAAUUUACACAACUGCAUAAAGGUUGCCGAAGAUUUUGUUUCACCUGAAAAUGUGUCGCAUUGUUUUCACCUCACACAGGAGUUCCGAGAGUUAUCUGACACUCAUACGAACCACGAGGACAAACUGCAGAUCAAAAACAUCAUGUACCAUGCAGUGAAAGACUCUUUGGCUGUUCUGGCAGCGGCUGAAAGCCAGCAACAAGAUCAGUCGAGUGAUCAAGAAGUGAAGAAAGAACCAGAGGACAACAUGUCCAACGGACAGCAGUCAGCCACGUAG